Molecule: messenger RNA, 2447 nt
Organism: Amborella trichopoda
Lineage: Eukaryota; Viridiplantae; Streptophyta; Magnoliopsida; Amborellales; Amborellaceae
Source: RefSeq, a predicted model, not a curated record
AGAGAGAGGAGGGAGGAAAUAAAGAGAGAGAGGAAAAUGAAUCGGAGCCGCUCCUAAAAUCUAGUGACUAGCAUUGCACCAAAUAAGCCACUCCAAAUUACUUCCGCUUUUUUUUUUGUUGAUAUAUAUGUUUUUUCCGCUUUUUUGUUGAGUUUUUUUUUUUUUUUUUUUGGGGAUAAGAGGGAUGGUAUAACAGCUUCCCAUGACAAACUCUCUCUCUUCACAAUUCAUGCACGCACUCUGCAACUGAGCUCUAAAGUUGGCAUACAGAUGCAUCCGUAGCUGUAGAGGCAAAUUACUUUUACUCUUUCUACGUAAUCGAACAAUGUGGCUUUGAUGGGUCACCCAAAUAUGCUCUAAAAGGAGAUAAGGAAAGCAAGAAUCCAUGGAAGGAGUGAAUAACCACACACCUCUUCUGGAUUCACCAAUUAAGGAUCGUGAACAAGCUCAAGCAUCACUAAACAAGGUACGAUACCCAAAUGGGAGAAAGGCACUAAAUCAAAUUUCAAGCACUUCUAAGACCCAAAUUCAACCACCAUGCACUGCCUGCUGGGAUCAAGACUCAUGCCGAAUAGUUCGCUCUAGAACAAAGCUGAUGAAAAUUUUACUGGAUAAAGGGCAGUCCCAAGAAGUCCAAAACUUAUUUGAUAGCUUAAUUGAAGAGGGUCACAAGCCUUCACUUAUCACUUAUACUACGCUGUUGACUUCCUUAACGAUUCAAAAGCGAUUUGGAUCCAUCCCUGUACUUGUUUGUUUGAUUGAAAAGAGUGGAAGAAAGCUUGAUUCUAUCUUCUUCAAUGCUGUUAUAAAUGCUUUCUCGGAGGCUGGAAAUGUGCAAGAAGCCAUUAAAACCUUUUACAAAAUGAAGGAAAAUGGUUGCAAACCAACAACCAGCACUUUCAAUACCUUAAUGAAAGGCUAUGGAAUUGCAGGGAAGCCACAAGAGUCUCUCAAACUAUUAGAAUUGAUGUCCCGUGAAAAUGCAAAACCCAAUCAGAGAACUUUCAAUAUCAUAAUAAGAGCUUGGUGUGCAAAGAAAAAUUUCCUAGAAGCUUGGAAUGUGAUGAAUAUUAUGAGGAGUGCAGGUGUUCAGCCUGAUGUUAUAUCAUAUAACACAUUAGCUAGAGCCUAUACACAAAAUGGUGAGACAUUUAAAGCUGAAGAAUUGGUUUCGGAGAUGCAGAGGUGUGGGUUAAAACCCACUGAAAGAACCUUGGGAAUUAUAGUGAGUGGCUAUUGUAAAGAAGGUGAUAUGAAGAAUGCCAUGAGGAUGGUUUAUGGGAUGAGGGAUCUUGGGGUGCAGCCCAACUUGGUUGUUUUCAACUCAUUGAUUAAAGGAUUUCUCGAUGUCACAGAUCCAGCAGGGGUCGAUGAGGUCCUAACUUUGAUGGAAGAAUUUGGGAUCAAACCAGAUGUAAUAACUUACAGCACCAUCAUGAAUGCAUGGAGCACUGCUGGUCUAAUGGAAAAAUGUAGAGGCAUUUUUUAUGACAUGGUCAAGGCCGGUAUAGAGCCUGAUGCCCAUGCAUAUAGCAUCCUAGCCAAAGGAUAUGUUCGCGCAAGAGAGCCCGACAAAGCCGAAGCCCUUCUCUUGUCCAUGGAUGAUGCAAUGGUAUCCCCCAAUGUUGUCAUAUUCACUACCAUCAUAAGUGGAUGGUGUAAUGCUGCACAAAUGGAGAAGGCCAUGAGGGUCUUCCAAAAAAUGACUGAAUAUGGGGUUUCUCCAAACCUUAAGACAUUUGAAACCCUAAUCUGGGGAUAUGGGGAAGCAAAGCAGCCAUGGAAGGCCGAAGAGAUGCUUGAGAAGAUGGAAGAGGCAGGAAUUUCACUAGAGAAGAGCAGCAUAAAUCUUGUUGCAGAGGCAUGGAUCUCUGUUGGCUUACCCAAUGAGGCAGCGAGGGUUUUAAGUCCUGAAAGGGGUAAAGAGAUAGGGGAGGAGACCUUAAUGGUGGAUGUUGAUAGGAAGCAGAAUUUGGGUUCCUCUGGUUCUGAUUUCUUGAGUGCUAUGGCUGAUCAGAAUGGUGAGGUUGGGGCCAAAAGGAGUAGAGUUGUGUUUAAAGAGGGGGAAUUAUCUUCUUUCAACUGUUAUUGGGCUUCAAAUUUCCUGCUUCUUUCACAUACAGGGAGAACGGGGUUGAGGUCUCCUAUUGUUUGUCUAAAGCAAUCUCAGAUGAAAUAUGGGUUUUGUGGAUUGAUGAUCAGUUCAUGCAGGUUGGUACUUUUGAAUUGAGAGGACACCAUUCUUUUGAAUCGUGCAUUGGUUGAGUUAUUUGUUUUGAAGCUGGGCAUAGACCUUAAACGUGCUCUGAAACAGAACAAAAUCUUCUCCAUCUGUAUCUUGUGAAAUGACAAAGUGAUAUUUAAAUUGCCAAACAGAGUUGAUCUUUUUGAGAAUUCCUUGUAAAUUGCUUAAUUGCAUUGUAUAAUGAAAGAUUUUUAUCCAUCAU